This is a messenger RNA of Leptopilina boulardi, 1977 nucleotides long. RefSeq names its product glucose dehydrogenase [FAD, quinone]-like. Bases 133 to 1932 code for a protein of 599 amino acids. The record is from RefSeq and is a predicted model, not a curated record. Gene Ontology annotation, molecular function: flavin adenine dinucleotide binding; oxidoreductase activity, acting on CH-OH group of donors. The transcript has 4 exons. Lineage: Eukaryota; Metazoa; Arthropoda; Insecta; Hymenoptera; Figitidae.
AAUUAAGAUUAUAUAUAAAACAAAAUAAAUUAAAACGCAAAAAAUUAUUUCAUUGUAUAAUAAUAAUUGAUUAAAUAUAACUAAAAUUAUGAAUUUUAGAACCUUGUAAAAAGAAAUAAUCAUCAGAAUAUCAUGGUUUGGAUUCCAGGAGAAGAUUAUCAAGAUUUGUGUGAUUUGGGUGAAAAAUGUUCAACUUGUCCAUCACAAUUUGUGAUGUUUAUAACAAUUCUCUCGUUAAUAUUCGGUCAAUCAAGAGAUAAGAAUUUACCUCGUGAAAUACCAAAAAAAUUAGAUUUUAUUAUUGUCGGAGCAGGUUCCGCAGGAUGCGUUCUUGCUAAUCGAUUAACGGAAAUUAAAAAUUGGAAAAUUCUCCUUUUGGAAGCAGGUGGAGAGGAAUUAAAAAUUAAUGAACUACCAUCGUCAUCAUUUAUAUUACAUGGCAGUAAUGUUGAUUGGACCUAUAAAACUGAACCCGAAGAAAGUUCUUGUCUAGCAAACAAUGGCUGUCCAAUGCCACGUGGUAAAGUAAUGGGUGGUUCGAGUUCUACCAAUGGAAUGUUAUAUGUAAGAGGAUCACCUUCAGACUAUGAUAAUUGGGCUAAAUUAGGCAACAAAGGCUGGAGUUACAAAGAAGUUUUGUAUUAUUUCAAAAAAUCCGAAGAUAAUCGAGAUGAUAAUAUUGUGAAGGCAAAUCCCUUUUACCACAAGAAAGGUGGCUAUCUACCGGUUCAAAAAGUUCUAUACAAUGACACAAAUGUACAUUUAUUAUCAAAAGCGUGGCAGGAAUUAGGAUACGAAAAUAUAGACGUGAAUGCUGAUAAGCAAAUUGGAGUCAUGUCGGCUCAAACAACGACACUUAAUGGAAGACGUCAAAGCACUAACGAUGCAUUUAUCCGCCCAAUCAGGGAAAAAAGGAAAAAUCUAUUUAUCGAAACUGAGGCAUUCGUCACAAAAGUCAUAAUAAAUUCAAAAAAGAAGGCAAUUGGUGUUGAAUACACCAACAAGUAUGGCAAAAAGAAGAUAGUAAUGGCACAAAAAGAAGUAAUUAUAUCAGCUGGUACAGUUAAUUCUCCAAAAUUGCUGAUGCUCUCCGGAAUUGGUGUAUCUCAAGAAUUAAAGAAGCACAAUAUCAAAAUCAUAAAAGAUUUACCAGUAGGUCGAAAUCUACAUGAUCACGUGACAGUUGGUGGUCUUCGUAUCAAACUCAACAAGACUUCAACCAAAAAGAGUUUAAAGAAACGAAUUGAAGACGUAGAACUAUAUUUAAAGAAUCAAACAGGUCCACUGGCUACAAUGGGACCUUUGCAAUGUAUUACCUUUGUCAAAACAAAUUUAGAGAAACAGCAACGAGUUCCUGAUAUUGAAUACAAUUAUGUACCAUUUGACAGUAAGGGACACGUCACUACUCCAAAUUCUUAUAAUAUGAUAACUAUAUUUACAAUAGUGUUAAAUCCCAAUAGUAGAGGGACAAUAACUCUAAAUGCAUCAGAUCCAAUUUGGGGUGCACCUAUAAUUCGUCAUGGAUUCUUCACUAAAAAUCCAGAUCGUGAACGACUAUUGGAGGGAAUAAGAAUUUUUCUUUCGCUAUUUAAGACAAAAGUCUUUCAAAAAAAUGAAAUGACACUUGAUAAAAAACCAUUUCCACUUUGUAAAAAAUGGCAAUUUAAUACUGAUGAUUAUUGGUUUUGUAUGAUGAGAUAUUACACGGGCACUGAUUAUCAUCCAGUGGGCACUUGUAAAAUGGGUCCAAAAUCUGAUUCAGAAGCUGUUGUUGAUUCACAGUUACGAGUUUAUGGAAUAAAGAGUUUAAGAGUUGUUGAUGCAUCAAUAAUGCCAAAAAUUACUCGCGGUAAUAUUAAUGCGCCAACAAUUAUGAUUGCUGAGAAGGCUAGUGAUAUGAUUAAAAAUUAUUGGAGAUGGAAAUUUUUUUAAGUAUAGCACCAAUUGAAACAUAACUGAAGCUACUGUUUAAUUUGA